Messenger RNA from Fimicolochytrium jonesii, 225 nucleotides. RefSeq lists its product as uncharacterized. The annotation marks the transcript as partial. The transcript has 3 exons. Gene Ontology annotation, biological process: mRNA splicing, via spliceosome; spliceosomal snRNP assembly. The record is from RefSeq and is a predicted model, not a curated record. NCBI's taxonomy places the organism in Eukaryota, Fungi, Chytridiomycota, Chytridiomycetes, Spizellomycetales, Powellomycetaceae. Gene Ontology annotation, cellular component: catalytic step 2 spliceosome; U1 snRNP. Gene Ontology annotation, molecular function: RNA binding.
CCCGUAAACCCCAAGCCAUUCCUGAACGAGCUGACCGGCAAACCCAUCAUGGUCAGGUUGAAGUGGGGCCAGGAGUACAAGGGCUUCUUGGUGUCUGUGGAUUCGUACAUGAACAUGCAGCUGGCGAACACGGAGGAGUACAUAGAUGGGGCGUCUACUGGGGCUCUUGGGGAGGUUCUGAUUCGGUGUAACAACAUUCUCUACGUAAGUGUCCUCAGUUCAGAC